AUUUUGAAAACUACUUUCUAGACGCCACGGGCGCCGUGGAAAAGGGAAACAGUUUGGUUCCUGUCAAUCCAAAGAGAUUUGUUUUACACAGGUAUAUAACAGUUACGUUAUUUGUUUGAAUUGACGAAUGUCAAGAUUCAUUCGAGCUGUUGAAAUGCUUGAGGAUGAAAGCAAUGAGGGGAAUGAAGCAGAAGAGUUUAUCGCACUCGCGGAUUUUGAGGCUGAUGGUGGUGAGCAGCUCAGUUUCUUAGCGGGCAACAUAUUAAUGGUCCAUGACAAGAAUUCAGAAGAUUGGUGGUGGGCUGAACUGCAUGGUCACUUUGGUUAUGUGCCAUCUAGCUAUUUACGGCAAAAAACUGAGGAUGAAGAAGUUGAAGAUGCUUGGCAAGAUGACGAAUAUUUCAGCAAUUAUGGGACAUUAAGGCUACAUUUGGAGAUGCUGUCAGAUAAACCCCGCACAGAAACAUACAGGCAGGUGAUCCUGAACAAUAGUGCUGCCCUGAAAGGAAAGGUGGUCAUGGAUUUGGGCUGUGGGACAGGGGUUAUCAGCCUCUUCUGUGCCCGUUUAGCACAACCUGCAGCGGUAUACGCUGUGGAGGCCAGCUCGAUAGCAGAACACACAGAGGAACUUGUGAAAAAGAACGGGUGCGAGGAGGUUAUAAAAGUGUUUCAGGACCGAGCUGAAAAUCUCACCCUGCCUGGGAAAGUUGAUGUUCUUGUGUCAGAGUGGAUGGGCAACUGUCUUCUGUUUGAGUUCAUGGUGGAGUCAGUGUUGCUGGCACGUGAUCGGUGGCUGAAGGAAGGAGGAAUGAUGUGGCCGUCCUCCGCCUGCCUUACUGUCAUCCCAUGCCAGGCCUUCUCGGACUACAGGCAAAAAAUGGAGUUCUGGGAGCAGCCAUAUGGAUUAGACUUCAGUUGUCUACACCCACUUGCACAGAAAGAGUUUCUCUCCAAGCCUAAGUUUAGCCAUCAUCUUUUACCUGAAGACUGUUUGUCCACUCCAUCUGAUGUUAUCACUCUUGAUAUGAGGACAAUGCAGGUCUCAGACUUGGAGAGGCUCAAAGGAGAGUUUAGUUUCACUAUCGAGAAGUCAGGCACGUUGCAUGGCUUCACUGUCUGGUUCAGUGCACAUUUCCAGAGUUUAGAAGAGGAUGGACCAUCACUGGAGUUAAACACAGGACCAUAUUCAGAGAUCACACACUGGAAACAGACUCUCUUUAUGCUGGAUACACCAGUGACAGUUGAGGAAGAAGAUGUAAUUGUGGGCUCCAUACGUCUUCAGAGAAAUCCGAUCUGGAGACGUCACUUGUCGAUCACGUUUUCAUGGACCAUAAAUGGCACAGAAGAUUCUAGGGUGAAUAAACCUUUCUUUGGAAGGGAGGCUUUAACCUUUCAUUUAUUAAAGAGCUUUUCUUUACAUUUUAAUUGUCAUUUAAAAUAUUUUUACAGGUUCAGACAAAGACAUUUCCAAUGUGGAGGUGACCUUGGGACAAGUCUAGGAACUUUUACAAUAAACACAGCCUUGAACUCUAGUUGCAUUUAUAUAAACAUGAAUACACAAAAUUUAAUAUACCACAAAUCUUACAUUUUAAAGGGGUCAUGACAUGCGUUUUAUUUUUGUUGUUUUUAUUAUUAUUUUAUGUUCCCUGAUGUUUUGUUUGUCAAAAAAUAUAGAAAUGUAAGUAAUUUAUGACCAUUUUCCACCCGGUUUUUCAUCCUCCGAUAUACGGUCUGUGCUUCCCCUUUAAGAGCGGUCGGCCUGGCUUGGUGUCACACCCACUUUGACAGCCUACAUGCUGCUGCUACAGUAGGCUGCUACUACCACAGUUUCAGUACAAAUACAGCUUUUCUUUUUAAGCAUGUUGUGUUUAUUUAUGUCGCAGACACCCAAACAAUCCUACAAGCACAACAAUAAAAGUUUUUACCACUAAAAGAUGCAUAUAAAUUAAUUACAGGUGAACACAGACAUCAUUCUCAGCUAGUGUGUACAAACAUUGCAAAGUUUUUACUCUUUUAAACAGAGAUGUGCACCCUUAAAGGGUUACCUCACCCAAAAAUAAAUGUCAUUAUUUACUCA
Molecule: messenger RNA, 2077 nt
Organism: Misgurnus anguillicaudatus (oriental weatherfish)
Lineage: Eukaryota; Metazoa; Chordata; Actinopteri; Cypriniformes; Cobitidae
Source: RefSeq, a predicted model, not a curated record